AUGUUAACCGAUAGUAAGUCGUUUUCUAUUGAAUAUUUAAUAGCAAAAGCAUCAUUACCAUCAAGUCCACAUUAUGCUGUAUUUCAUACGAAUAAUGUACAAAAAUGUUCAAAAGCAAUUAAUUCAUCAUCGUUAGAUUUAAAACGUAUACGUACAGCGUUUACAAGUGUACAAUUACUUGAAUUAGAACGAGAAUUUUCUUCAAAUAUGUAUUUAUCACGUUUGCAUCGAAUUGAAAUAGCGACCUAUCUUGGUCUAACAGAAAAACAAGUGAAAAUUUGGUUUCAAAAUCGUCGUGUGAAAUAUAAAAAACAAGAAACACUGAAUUCAUCAGAACAGCGAGUUUUACGGUCAUAUCAUGGAGUUCAAGAUUAUCAAAAAAUAAAUGAAAGAAAACAUACGGUUUUACGUUCGGAGAAUCAAAACUAG
Messenger RNA from Rotaria socialis, 429 nucleotides. The record is from the annotation of a GenBank genome assembly. Lineage: Eukaryota; Metazoa; Rotifera; Eurotatoria; Philodinida; Philodinidae.